UUUCGUCGUCGACGCAAACACGUGAUAACGGUGGCGCAAAAGCAGUGAGCGAAUAUAAUCGUUAAGUGAAGAAUCUCCCUACAAAACAAAAUCGUUUCCACCCCAGAGCAAGGUUCUAGUUAGGACCUCAUUUCACCUUUUCCAUCUCUUUUGUUUCAGGAAGAAGAUUGUGGAUAUUUAUAGAAAAAGAAUGAGAACUGAAGUCUUCCAAACUGCUAACAUCUAUCGCCAUCUUCUCAAGGCGGUCAAGAAACAUAUUGGGAAAGAAGAGAAUAAGAGACAUUUUCUAGAAUAUGUAACCUCUGAAUUCCACAAGAACCGAAAUCUGACUGAUGGUGUGGCUGUCCAACAUAAAAUCAAGCUUGCUCGUGAUUACACUUACCUUCUUAACAACGUGCACUAUCACAAGGAGUUGCUUUUCUCAUAUAACAUUGCAGUUGAUAGAUCAGACGAGGUUAAAAGGACACUUGGAAAAUCUGCUGCUAGUGUCGGCCUUCAGCUUCCUGAGGUUUAUCGAUCAUAAUGGUUUGGUAGCUAUUUAUCAAGAUAGAGAACAUGAAAUAAAAAGAUCAGUAAGCAUCGAGGAGGAUGAAAAAAUUGUAUUAUUUAUGCAUUAGUUCAUGUUUUUUCCAAUACCAAGAACUAUUGUCAUUGUGUAUUAGACUUUUGUUUCAGGCUAAUGUAUUUCCAUGUCUCUUCACAAUGUGUUUACAUAAGGGCACAAUGUGUUUAUUCAAGAGUAAUUUGAGAUUCUUUUACAAAUGUUUGCAAUGGAAGUUCAGUUCUUAGCUCA
Vicia villosa (hairy vetch) is the source of this 793-nucleotide messenger RNA. RefSeq lists its product as uncharacterized. The record is from RefSeq and is a predicted model, not a curated record. Bases 191 to 523 code for a protein of 110 amino acids. The transcript has 3 exons. NCBI's taxonomy places the organism in Eukaryota, Viridiplantae, Streptophyta, Magnoliopsida, Fabales, Fabaceae.